CCAAACCUUUCGACUUACCUGCGCUUCCUCUCCUUACGCGAACAGGCAGAACGCGGAACUCAGGACUGCGAAGAACAGAAAGAACGAAGGUCGAAGAACGAUUGACGGAGCUUGCGAGUUGUGACGAUAACGCUGUGGUGCCUGUGAGCUGAGACCCACCAACAAAGACGCGAACAUCAGCCCUGUGUCAUCCGUUUUUCCUCUCCGACUCUGCCUCCAGCUCCACUGCUCCAGGGAGUCCGCUCAGUCCAGAUAUGUACUCAGCGCGUUCACUUUUUGGUGGGGCUAUCGCUUCUACAUUUCCCAGUCGCUUCCAGGACAUUAGUACUAUACGCCAAGUUCCCGACAAUCAGGAGGUAUUUGUGGAUCCCGCCCGGGAUGAGAGUUUGAUAUUCGAGCUUCUUGAAUUGAAGCAAGAUGUGGCGGAUGAUGGAAGUGCCACUUGGUUUCUUCAGGACCUUGCUAAUGAGCAGGAUGCAGAGGGAGCCAUUUUAAUUGAGAAGUCAGAAGUGUUUGAUGUUCCUGGACUGCGCUUCAGGGCCUUGCCUUCUGUCAUUUCUACUGCUGUUGGUCAAAUGGCUAUAUCAAAGGGAAGGCAAGGGAGGGAAGCACAAAACUUGGUCAAGGUUUAUUUGGCAAAUGUGCGACUUAAGGAAGUUACCACUGAUGUUCUGAUCACAGCAUAUGAACCUAUUGUAAUCAACUCGUUAAGUGAAAGCGCAAGCACAGUUGGGGCUGGUAUAGCUGUUCCUGCUGAGCAAGCUGGAUGUAUGCCAAUGUCUGAGGUCUUUAAACUUGCGGUUUCCAGCUUUAAAGUGCACAAUUGGGGACUUUUUAGUACUGGUUGAAGUUGAAGUUGAAGUCCGCAAAGAUUCCAUUUUAGUAGAGUCUAGUGUGUGCAUAUGUGUGUGUUUGUAUGGAAUUCUUUUUCUGUAAUGAAAUUAGUAUUUAAAUUUUGCCUAGCCCACAUUCAGUUUUACAUCGUUCUAUGCUAUUUUUCUUACUUCAAGGGAAUUUUCAGCAAAUA
Molecule: messenger RNA, 1027 nt
Organism: Cuscuta europaea
Lineage: Eukaryota; Viridiplantae; Streptophyta; Magnoliopsida; Solanales; Convolvulaceae
Source: the annotation of a GenBank genome assembly